Molecule: messenger RNA, 2322 nt
Organism: Asterias rubens (European starfish)
Lineage: Eukaryota; Metazoa; Echinodermata; Asteroidea; Forcipulatida; Asteriidae
Exons: 1
Coding region: 49-2322 (757 amino acids)
Source: RefSeq, a predicted model, not a curated record
GCUACGAUAAGUGAAAGACACACAAAACUUCAUCAGAGGGAAUCCAAGAUGGCCGCUACCCGAGUGUCGAAAGCGCCUGACCCAAUGGACGUUGUGAUUCAAACCAACAUGGGUGUCAACUCAAUCGGUGACGGUCAGUGGCGACCCUUAAGUUCAAUCAGUCAUCACACUGAUAACUCACAUCUUAAAGAUCCCAAGGAGACUGAUAACUUCGGUGAAGAAGGGUAUCCAGGAACAGUGUCACUCAGGAGCAAGUCAAGGGUCUCAAUCGCCCCUAUUGCCCCCUCAAACGAAGAGCCAAUCCAAGUGCAAGGGUUUUCCAGCUACCCUCCACGGGACCCACCACCAACCAGAGCAGUAAGCACAGCGUCUCACAGAGUGAACCCGGCCAGACGCCGUUCCCACCGUCUGAGAACGGCACCAGGGAAGAUGGAACGGCGAACGACGGAGCUACACAAGGCGUUCGUCACGAUGGACGCACGUAACAGGGUGACGGUAGAUGUUAUAAAGGGUAGCGCCAGAACGUCUGCGAACGCCUUCGAUGACAGGGUUUGUCGUCCAUACAGCGUUUAUACCGUAACGCAGCAAUGCGAGCGGCUUGCGAUAAGCCCGUUUGGAGGACCCCUCAUGAACAGUGCGGCUGGGAGGUACCGCGAGCGAUACCUUACGAAACAUCGUCCGGACGUUGUGCAGGAUGGAACCCGUGGUGGCUCAAGCAACAAAACAACGUUCCAGAGAUUCUACGACAAUCUUGACUUAUUGGCGAUCAACGUCAAACGCAUACCAUUCGGAACCCUCCGCAAACCGCCUCCAAAGCAGGCACGUAAAGCUGACAGUCAGACGAAGUCAGUGCCUACGCAACUCCAUAAGUACACGAGCGAGAGAAUUGCCAACCUUCACGAAUCGAUGGACCGGCAAGACGGUCCGUCCAGCCCCCGUAUAAACGGCAAGCAAUUAAGUGUCAUGGGUGUUGAAUACAAGGUAGCCAUGGAGGUAUCUAGUAAUCUCGAAAAACAUCGCAUGAGUCGACCGAGUAACGUGCCAGGUCUACCGAACUUGUCCGCUUCCAGGACCGAUGCUCCACGUCUCCAGAUCCAAAGCGAGCGCCUCCUGACCCUGGGCGAGCAAUCUCUGAAAGACGGUAUCUCAUCCAACCUGUUCGACAGUGAUCGUAGUAAACGAGGCCCGAUCAAGGCCAUUGAAAAACCACCUCGCCGGGUCAAAUCCCCACCGCUCUCCAAACUUUCGCGAGAGAAGUUUUACCCUGAAGCACAAAGGCGUCGGGAACAGGGAACGUGGGCCGAAUUGCGAAUCGGGCGCCCCGUCACUCCGCCGGCUUCUGAGUACACUGCUGUUCAAUCGGCGUCGUUUGUCACGACCGCACGACCAUUGACAUCAAUGACGUCACGGACGGGAGUCUCAGAAAGUGAAGAGAAAACACAGUCGACCAAAGGCAAGACCGACGAACUUCCGAAGCUGGAAGAUGUCAGUUCUGAGAAAGAAAUCUCCGAAACUGGUCGUACAACUCCUGAUAAAAACAAACAAAGUGAGGAAGAAAAAACCCAUGACGUAAAUCGCGACCAAUUUGAAACUCUUCCUGAUGAUCCAGUAGUGGGAGUUUCCCAAGAGGGCGAACGGGAUGCUUGCGGAACACCGUUAUCUAGCCGAUCCCUGGUUAUUACCGUCCCGGACGGUGAUUGCGCUCUCGGCGAGGACAAUGAUGACGCCAUUGGCGAGGUAACUGAUGAACUUGGUGUUGUAGGCGAAACUGGAAGUGAAAUUACAGACGGCGAGAAAAUUGUUUCUACUGGCACCGAAGAGUACUCGGAAAACACUGUCGAUGAAACUGUCGGAGAAGUCGAACACAAUCAGGAUGAGAAAACUAAUGAUCAACUUGACGAGUCGAUUGACCUUAAUCAGAGCGUGGAAGUUGAUGGUCAAUCUGAUGAUUCUGUCGAACAUAACCCUGUUGUAGACCAUGAUUGUCAACCCAAGGAAACUGGCAGUAAAAACGACACCAGAAAGCCCGAUGAAAAGCCUGAUGAACCUGUCGAGCAGAGUGAGAACCCCAAUGACGUGCCCAGCGAACCUGGUGACGACUAUACGAGCGGGAACAUUAUAGACUUAUCUGUCGAACAAGACGGACAGGACCAGUUGGAAAACCCGAAAAAUCAGUCCGUUGAGCUUGUCGAACAGGACACAAGUGUUGGCCCUGACGAUCAACCUAACGAACGAAUCGAGCAAGAACAGAAUAUGAACAAUGACAACGAAAUCGCCGAGCCAGUCGACAAUGGACUCGUUGAAAAUGUCUAUCAGAUUUAA